AUGCCUCCCAAGGGCAAGGCGAAGAACGCACCGAACCAGCACGACAAGCGCCACGAGAACGGCCUCGCUCCGCCGGGAAAGCGAGUGGUCCGCCAGCGAAGCAACGGACACCUCAACGGGCAGCUCAAUGGCAAAGCCGUCACGCCGCCCGCCCUCCCCUCGACAGGCCUAAAUCAGGGCUUCAAGUUCCCACGACCCGCAGACCCCUCCACCGACACCAGGACUGCCUCCGCCGCCGCCGCCAAGGACCAUGCGGCUACCCCGGAGGACACGCAAAGAGAUAGGACUUCGUCAGACGUAUCUGUUGACGACACUGGCGCAUGCGGAGACAUGGCAGAUCUCGCACACGAACCCCCCUCCAUCCCGCUGACCAGCGUGGAGGCGCCGUCGGCAGCAUGCAAGCCCGCUGCUGCCCAUACUGGCACCCUCUCCGCUGUUUCGACCAUCCUCACGUACUACCCGCUGCGAGAUGCCAUUGCCAUCCUCAUCCUGCUCCUCUCUCUACCGCCAACCCUGGUUCUGGUGAUCCAGACGCUCUUCGCUUCGCUCACCUUCGUCCCUCCCACCGCCGGCCUCUCCCUCUCGACUCUGCCCAAUAUCAAAGAAAUGUUCAACUCCUCCAAUUUCGGCUACCCCGCUUUGGCUACGAUUCUGUUCGUUGAUUUGGUAUUCUGGGUCUGUUGGCUGCCCGUCUGGAAACCUAUGCAGGCCAUCCUGCUGGACCUCUCCCAGGCAGUCAUUGCAGUCUCGUUAAGUGGAGCGGCGGCGAGUACGGGAGGGCCGACGUACAGCAUAGCGACGUGCACCCUCAUCGUCUGCGUGGUCCACGUGCUGCGGUACAAAGCGAUACAUCUUACCGCCUUGGACUACCUCCGCUCCGUAUUACAUAAAAUGGACAUCGGAAUGCCGUUUGAUGAACAUUUUGCAGCAACAUCUUUUUAUUCUUCGACACCACUCGAACGGGGGAUGGCUUUCACGGCCAUUCGCACCAUUCUUGGAAUACACAUAGUUUCGCAGGGCAUCACGACCUGCAUUCGCCGCACUCUCGCAAACGCAAAAGCAAACGAAAAAGACCAAAAUGUACCGGCCAUUACGAAAACCGAUACCGAAGCGACCGCUGGGUCAGAGCUAUCGGCACGCUCAAGUACUGGGCAUGCUGAGGGUUCUCCACCUGUUCAUGGAGCUUCGAGUACUGAUGGCCGCCCUCCUGGACAGCCGCCCUCACAUCGCGACAACAAAUUGCGCGAGUCGAGCGGCAAGAAGAAGCGGAAGCAGGCUAAUCAAGUUCGAAGUCAGCAACCGCUUUGGGCUGCUAUUGCUAGUACAAAAGUCACAUUCGUUAAGGAAAUGGAGCAGCGAGAUGCGGCGGAUGAUGCUCGUGAAGCCGCUGCCAUGAAUAAAAACAACACAACAAGCACUUUUGCGAGCACUACUAACCCCACCACGGACCGUAUCUGGAUUUGCGAAGUUCGAGACACCGAGAUUUACUUUUCUGUGGAACUCUCAGCUGAGAGCACUGCUGAAAGUGCCGAUCGCAAGGAAGACACGCCUGCUGUGACUGCAGGUAUUGACAAGUCGAAGCCAUUCUACGUUCGCGUCAAUGGGGCUGGAUGGAGCUCCACGCGGAUUAUGGCCAGUGAGGAGCAAGAAAAGGGUGCUGGAGAACGAUUUGUUGGCGAGAUUUUUGGUCUUGCGCCAUUGAGCAGCUACCACUGCGAAAUCGUCAGCAUCGCAAAGCAGCGGGUUCUUUGCUCGGCAAGUCUGAUAACACAGCCUGCGCCGACUGCAGAACAAGCUGCUUCUGCGCCGAUUCCACCACAGCACCAAGCGCUCCGACCGUCUUCGCCAAUCACCACUUUGAAGCAGUCCAUCCAGCAAGCCGAAGCCAAGCUCAACGAGGUUCGAAAUCGCACGAAGAAGACCAAGAAGGACCAGCGGGCUGCUUAUGCCGACAUCAAGAAGGAGAUCAACGUUCUCAAGAGCAAGCUCGAGUCUUCUGGCGGCGUUGACGACAAGCAAGAGCGCCGACUAUUGCAAAUCACUCAGCACAAGAACCAAGCUGAGGAAGCCACGACUGACUUGAAGAGCCAAAUUGAUGCUUUGGGCGAGAUUCCUGCAAAUGAGUUGGCUGAAUCGCAGGUCAAGCGACGUGCCUGGCAAUCAGCAUUUGACGCCAAGACUGCGGCUGACCGCGAUCUUUCCAGCACACUCGCUGAGCACGAACGCGAACAUGCCCGGCUGCGGGCUGAGAUCGCCGCUUCGAUAUCAAAGAAAGAGAAGCUGGUCGCUCGCAACACUCAGCGUGCCCAAGAACUGGAAUCACUUACCACAAAGCAACAAGCUGAGAUGACAGCCAAGCAGAGGCGUGAUCUGGAACGUACGCAAAUGCUCCAGGAUCGUGAGCACCGAACAAACGAGCUACGCUUUCACAUUGCGCAAAUGGAUACUGAGGCACAGACCUACGCUCAGAAGGCACAAGAAGCCUGGCAACAGGCAUCAGCGUUGUCGAAUUGGUCUACUCAACCUCCGCCAGGAUAUCCAGGCUUCUCUUCUCCUCCCACGCCAGAAGGUAUGCUCCCAGGCUCCAACGGCGGCCAAGUCAGUCCUCAGGCCAACGGCUUCCCUCCUGGCGCUUUCGGCCCUCAGGCAUUCGGCUCACCAUUCAAUACCACUCAGUCUUCGGUCACCAACAUGCACGCCACAGCUCCUGGAGUUCCGCGUGGGCGAAGCUCGUCUAUGCUUAGCCAGUACAGCGGCUUCACCGACAAUGGGGAAGAAUUCACCUUCGUCCCGGGCGAGCACCGUCAGCAACACACCUGGCCAGUACAAGGUAGCACAAGCGCUGGUGCAUUGCUUGAAGAUCGCAAGCCGAGUGAUGGCGACACCGCUUCAGGAUCUGGUACUGGAUCCGGAGGCGGAAGUCUGGUGAAUGGUAGCACGAAUGGAUCAAAUAGCCCUCGACCUGAAGCGAAGCCGUUCAUUCCUGGCGCUGUCAACAAGUCACCCGGUCCGAUUGGACCGCCGAGCAAGAAGGCGCCGCAGAGCCCGACUUCGACAAGUGCUGGUGCGGUUGGUGGUGGUAGAUAG
Messenger RNA from Zasmidium cellare ATCC 36951, 3087 nucleotides. RefSeq lists its product as uncharacterized. The record is from RefSeq and is a predicted model, not a curated record. NCBI's taxonomy places the organism in Eukaryota, Fungi, Ascomycota, Dothideomycetes, Mycosphaerellales, Mycosphaerellaceae. Bases 1 to 3087 code for a protein of 1028 amino acids. The transcript has a single exon.